AUGUCGACUCCGCGUGUAUUCCUCAUUCGUCAUGGCGAAACAGAGUGGUCACUCGACGGUCGCCAUACGGGUCUGACUGACAUUCCCCUUACCGCUGUUGGUGAGAAGCGUGUCAGAGCAACAGGGAAGGCUCUUGUUGGUCCCGAUCGCCUUAUCGCCCCCAAGAAGAUUGCUCACAUCUAUGUUUCACCUCGAAAGCGUGCUCAGCGCACCUUUGAGCUUCUCAACAUUGGAUUGAACCGUCCUCUUCCUUGGACACCUCAUGGCGCUCCAGGUGGUAUUGGUCUCCAGUGUGAGGCCGAGGUUGAGGUCACAGACUACAUCCGAGAGUGGGACUAUGGCAACUAUGAAGGCAUCACAUCACCAGAAAUUCGCAAAAUUAGAGCUGAACAGGGUCUGAAAGGGUCAUGGGAUAUCUGGCAGGACGGUUGUCCUGGAGGAGAGAGUCCUCACGAUGUCACUCGAAGGCUUGACCAAUUGAUAGAGGAGAUUCGAGAGAAAUGGCAUAAGCCAGCUAUGGACGUUGGCAGUGAUCAGUGUGGUGAUGUCUUACUUGUUGCUCACGGUCACAUUCUACGUGCCUUCGCGAUGAGAUGGGCAGGUUACGCAUUGCGAGAAGGGCCAACUUUCUUACUGGAGGCAGGCGGUGUUGGAACCCUUAGCUAUGAGCAUCACAGAAUCGAAGAGCCAGCUCUUCUCCUUGGCGGCGCAUUCGUGGUUGAAUUUGACAACCAAGAUGCCUAG
Molecule: messenger RNA, 744 nt
Organism: Fusarium sp. VM40
Lineage: Eukaryota; Fungi; Ascomycota; Sordariomycetes; Hypocreales; Nectriaceae
Source: the annotation of a GenBank genome assembly